AUGAGACUUGUGAGCGCUUUUCUUUCAGCCGCUUCGGCUCUAACUGCCGAAGAAGUCGCCGCCUUCGGCUGCAAGUCCGGUACUUUCUACCAGUUCCACAAGGUCGAGGUCGAGGGAGCUACUCAAAUGAGCAACACGGCUUCGGCGAGCAACAACUGGAACGGAUGCCACCAAAAGCAAAACGGCAAUUGCUGGAGAACGGAGCUCUCCUGUAGUAUGUCCAUGAACGAAGCAACUCCUGGCGACACUCCUCGAUACGCGAUCAACGCGGGCGGAAUUCCCGAUCACAACGCCUGGGCCCUCACUGGUGGAAACUCCUUCAUCCAGAGCCGAACUAUGCGAUUCCGAAUCCCGCGAGUUCCAGUCCUUCUUCCCUGGGCCGACAGAACCGCUGCCCCGCAAGGACCGAUCGGUUACGCAACUAACGGCGUUCCUAUCUUCGGCCCGUACAACUCAGGCUGCUGCGACGCGAUCUUCGUCGAAAUCCAAUCGAUGGACCACUGUCUCGGUCACCCGGCGAACGGCAACUACCACUAUCACUUCUUCCCACAAGCAUCGGGCAACUACGACGGAUGUAGCUACAGCUGCGAAGACGGAGGCCCGUCUGGAAUCGUCGGUGUGGCAAACGAUGGCUUCCCCAUCUAUGGCCCCGCGCAGUGGUACUCGGCUACAACUGGGAGAAUCUACGAGCAAAUGGAAAACUGCCAGGCAGCUGGCGAGUGCUCUUUGACUCACAUCAGCGAAGAACACACUGACAUUUGCGGCGGAGUGAGAGUCGGCGAUGGAGACGCCUCGGUCGGAAACGUCUACCGAUACAUCACGACCAACACCUUUCCGUACAACCUGCAGUGCUUCCGAGGAGACCUGUCGAUGUCUCAAACUCGGCAAGGAAGCUCCUGGAAUGCCUACACAGUCAACAACAGUUGCGGAGAGAACUCCGAUAACGGUGGAAGUUGUGAUAUUUUCAACCAGUCAUUCGCCGCCUCCAUUGGAUGUUCUCCUGGAAGCUGUACCGCGCAGCAAUCUGGUGCUCAAGGUGAUGUCACUGCUGUCUACAUGGAGUGCCCUGUCACUCAGCCUCCUACAACAACUUCGACCACGACCACACCUUCUACUACAACGACAACAACGACGACUACUACGACCACAACCACUACCACGACAACAACGACUACUACGACAACAACGACUACUACGACGACGACCACUACAACAACUACCACUACCACAACUACCACCACCACAACUACCACUACCACAACUACCACAACUACAACAACGACGACAACAACAACUACGACUACGACCACCACAACAAGUACGACAACAACAACGACAACUUCUACAACUACGACUACGAUUGCCACAUCGCCAACAACAACAGCAGCUCCAAUUUCUUGCUUGAAUGAGAUUCCCAGUUCAAGAGAAGCUCCAACUAAUUGCAACGCGAAGCAUGUCAACUGGAAAGGCGCGAAAGUGACUCGAACGGCUUUCCGUGGAAAAGGAUCUCGAAUUCUUCGAUUCGCCGUCAACAACAACGAGGGCGCUUUCGAUGCGGACUACACCGGAUUCCUCGGUUUUUCGCGAACUAAAUGCGGAAUCGACUUUGUCAACGCGUCUAUCGACGGUCGACUUUCUCUCUCUCUCGCGGACUACGAGGCUGACUACGAAAUCAUGUACCAGCACAAGCGAAUCAACGGAAAGCAGACGUCUUCAAUGACUCAGUUUUACCGAACAAAGGGCAGCGGCGGAGACCUCGGCAACCAAAAGAAAGAUCUCGUCUAUCUGAUGAUUCAGGGAUUGGAUCAAGUCGAUUUCGGCGACCUUGACUUGGACUUUUGCCUUGAGCGAGUCCAGGUCGGCAUCAUGCCCGCCACCAACGUCGACCACACCGCUUGUGCCGCCUGGGACAAAGACCUUGGAUGGUAA
Oikopleura dioica is the source of this 1929-nucleotide messenger RNA. The record is from the annotation of a GenBank genome assembly. NCBI's taxonomy places the organism in Eukaryota, Metazoa, Chordata, Appendicularia, Copelata, Oikopleuridae.